AUGCGAAUUGUGCUUCUACUCGUUGUGCUUUGCACUACCGCAAUUUGUCAAGAUACCGAUGAUUCUACGACGACUGAAGUACUGACUACGACAGAAUUGAACUGUUACUGGUUGGAUGACGCCUUCUAUUAUGGCUUUUUGCCGAGUUAUUACUAUGACGGGAAGUGUUGCAACUCCGAAUCGAUUGCAUAUUUGAACACACAGUACGGCAGUGAAUGGACCUCUAAUCCAUCGGCUUCGGAAAAGAAAGACUACGCGACUCAACUCGAAGACAACGGAUAUUGUAACACUUCAUCGACGUCUUCAACUGUUUCCACAACUACGUCCAUGCUUACGACUACAGAUUUGUCAACUUCAUCUGAAAAAGAAACUACUAUAAUAGGUGAGCCCUCUUCAAGGCCGCUUUAUUUGACUGCUCGAAGCAACAAGCCUAGAAUAUACUUUGCAAAAUCAUCAAGUUUCGCAGCGGAGGCACGUUGCCAUGUUUCGAGAUCGGGCUGCCUGGAGAUUAGAUUUAGGGAGCCCUGCUAUCCGCAAAAUUUGCUUUUCUAUUCUAUUUUUUCGCUACCACCCCAGAAAUGCGUACUUUUCUUGCUGCUUAUGGUACUGAGCACCCAUUCUGCAACUGAAACAUUAAACUGUUAUUGGUUGAAUCAAACGUUCACCUAUACAUCGGGAGUCAACGAGGGCCAGUGCUGUACUUUUGAGUCUGUCAGCUAUAUGAACAAGACAUACGGGUCCGGCUGGAUCAGUACCUUCUUGAACGGAGGAUAUGUGGAUGAACUUGAGAGGAACGGUCUCUGCGCGGGUUCCACCACGAUCACGGGUAAUAGGAUUGAGGAUUUCUAGAAUCAUCUUCAACUUCAACCCCCACAACCACUUCUACAGAUCUCACGACAACGGCUCUCGCGUGUGGAGCAUUGGCGGACACGGAUUGCUGUACUCAAAGUGUGACUUCCUGUCUGGACCAGGUGUCAAAGACCUGGCGAACUGUUCCGAGCACGAAUGGAUACGAAUCUGUUCUUGAACAAUGCGGAUGCUUCUUGACAACGACGACAACUACGGGUGGGCGAUAACCUGAAUUGAAAACAUGUGAAUUCCGGGCCAUCUGCAAAAUCACGUGCGCGUAUCCUUGGAAAUCGGGGUAUAUCCGUUUUUUUAGUGCUUUGAAUUGUGAAUCAUCUGAAACUGUAAUAGAAGCAAUAUUGAAUGUUCGAGACAGCAUAUCUCAAUUGUUUGUAGAGAUAUCGAAAAGUGAUCAACAGAAAGAAUGUUCACAAUUUGUCGAUAAACAAUUUAUUAGUUGACAACUUUUUGAUAUCUCUACCGGCAGCUGAGAUAAAACGUUUUGAAUACCUGGUAUUUUGGGUGGCAAUGGAUGAUUGAUGACUGCCAGCUCAAGAGAAACUCCUGAAAAUGAAGCACUAUCUGCAAAGGAUCACUUUAGUGUUUAUCAGUACAAAUCUGAACAGUCUGUAUCCAAAAACAGUAUGUUGCGUCGAGAACGAUACAUUAAUCUGCAAAGUGAAGUGUCCCAGAAAGUCUCUCACUCUCCUAGUCUCUCCGAAGCAAGAGUUCAGGAGUCCGGACGUCCAAAACACGACAAAUCCCAACCAAGAACAUAAACUCGUCACCGAAAUGUCGGUUGCCUAGCGAAACCCAUUGAAACAGUCCAACUGAAGUGCUGUACGGCUCCGGGCUCCGUCAUUCUCUUCCUUUCUCGUGCCGACCACAUGCCGCUCCUUCUCCUGCUUCUAUUAUUCUGGCGCUCAGUCGGUUACGUCGACUGUGCUGUCGAUUGUUCCUGGUUAUCCGAGACCGUGUCUGUGAGCGGAGUCCUUUAUGAGGGACAAUGCUGUACUCAAGAAGUUGUGGACUACAUUGACGCUACGAGAUCCGUUUUUUAUUUUAACAAUUGGAGAUCAGCAACUAUCUAUUCUCAAGUUUUGAAUCCGGUGUUCGACAAAUUUGGAGUAAAUUGUAAAAAAUUGGCAACUUCAACGACCAAGAGGACAACUGUCAAGAGCACUUCUAGGACGACUCCGAGAAGAACCACGACCAAACGGACGACUCUCUCCACUUCCACAUCUACCACAACCUCCCCAACAACCUCCUUUUCUACCCUCAAAUGUGGUUGGCUCAGUCAGACUGACGAUCAAGUUUACUCGAACGGAAACGGAUUCUCGGUCACUUAUUCUGGCGAAUGUUGCAAUUCGAAAACGAUCGAUUUUCUGGACAAAUGGAACGUCAGCUGGAUUUAUGCGGUGGAAAGGGUGGAUAGAGCGAACACACUUUUAGAGAUUGAAAUGAACGGAGUGUACGUGUGCACUUUACUCAACGGAACAGGUAACACACACACACAGUUCUGGUACUCCCAGAACCGUUUUUAUUCAUUCAGCCGCACAGUCGGAUUGUUUGUGGCUCAGUGAGGACAUUCCGUGCACGUCAGAACAAUCUUACAAUGGCGACAACGAUUAUUUCGGGCAGUACUGUACGGACAUGUGGAUGCUUUACUUGGAUACAACACCGAUUGGGUCUCUUAAUGAAUGGAGGCAGGCCACUACUGACGAGGAAAAGUGCCAGGUGGUGCUGAUGGCUCAACGAGAAGAGCUUGAAGAGAUGUCGGCGAACAACUGCUCCUGGCUUCAUUGGACGCGAAAUUUGACGGAACUUAAUAUCACUUAUGGCGGCGACUGCUGUAAUUACGAACGAGCAAGGGAUCACAUGGACGGAGUGAGCAGCAAUUGGAGGAACGACACGGAUUACGAGCAGCAGACCGAAUGGAUCGUUCAGUUGAUCCGAAUGGGACUCUGUCAAGGCUGGUUAUCAUCUUUUCCUUCCGAGUUCAAAAGUUUUACAUCCAGUCUAGUCCAUCUGGAGACUGA
Caenorhabditis sp. 36 PRJEB53466 is the source of this 2885-nucleotide messenger RNA. The record is from the annotation of a GenBank genome assembly. Lineage: Eukaryota; Metazoa; Nematoda; Chromadorea; Rhabditida; Rhabditidae.